This is a messenger RNA of Zingiber officinale, 683 nucleotides long. Its product is annotated as basic transcription factor 3-like. Bases 86 to 577 code for a protein of 163 amino acids. The record is from RefSeq and is a predicted model, not a curated record. NCBI's taxonomy places the organism in Eukaryota, Viridiplantae, Streptophyta, Magnoliopsida, Zingiberales, Zingiberaceae. The transcript has 6 exons. Gene Ontology annotation, cellular component: cytosol; nascent polypeptide-associated complex.
AUUUUGAACCGUUCUAUUUCUCAAAGCACAUUUCUCAUCCUAGCACAACGACCGGCAAAUAAGUUAGAUAGAGGUGAUUUCAAAGAUGAAUCGUGAGAAGCUUAUCAAGAUGGCUGGUGUUGUCCGCACUGGUGGGAAAGGCAGUAUGCGCAGGAAGAAGAAGGCAGUUCAUAAGAGCCCUACUACACAUGACAAAAAACUUCAGAGCUCACUGAGAAGAAUUGGGGUAAAUACUAUACCUGCCAUAGAAGAAGUCAACAUCUUUAAAGAUGAUGUUGUCAUCCAGUUUCUGAAUCCCAAAGUGCAAGCUUCUAUUGCAGCCAAUACAUGGGUGGUUAGCGGUUCUCCUCAGACUAAAAAACUUGAGUACUUGCUUCCUACAGUCAUCAACCAGUUAGGCCCUGAUAAGUUAGAGAACUUGGGGAGGCUUGCAGAGCACUUGCAGAAGCAAGCACCUGAUGCUGCUGGUGCUGCUGCUAAAGGUGAAGAUGAUGAUGAUGUCCCAGAGCUUGUGCAUGGAGAGACUCUUGAACGGGCUGCAGAGGAGAAACAAGAUUCACAAGGCUCAAGGCAUUAGUGUUGUAAAUGAAUGAGAUGUUCCUAAAUAAAUUUAAUUUUUAGUUUAAUAAAACUAUAUUCCUUUAAUUAUAAAAAAUAUAUAAAAUAAAUAAAUUUGAAUACUA